Paraglomus brasilianum is the source of this 183-nucleotide messenger RNA. The record is from the annotation of a GenBank genome assembly. Lineage: Eukaryota; Fungi; Glomeromycota; Glomeromycetes; Paraglomerales; Paraglomeraceae.
AUGGGUUUAACUGACAAUGGAAGGGCUCUAUUUAAAUCUUUACUAGUAGAACAAAGAACUAACUCCGUUCCUUAUCAAUUGGUUAAUGGAUUGAGUUAUAAACCAAUUGAUAAAGUUGUUAGUCAAUUUGAAGAUAUUUUUUUUGCUGAAUCUGAAUAUGAAUUUGUUCACAAAGAAGAAGAA